Rubroshorea leprosula is the source of this 620-nucleotide messenger RNA. NCBI's taxonomy places the organism in Eukaryota, Viridiplantae, Streptophyta, Magnoliopsida, Malvales, Dipterocarpaceae. The record is from the annotation of a GenBank genome assembly.
GCUCAAAAUGAUGAUGAGGAAUAAAAGGCGGGCAGCGAAGGAGAAGAAGUUCUGCUUUGCUGCUUCUAUUGAGUGAAUGACGAGGAAGAUUCUGAUUUUCGUUGCUACUUCUGUUCGGUGGAGCAGAGAGAAGAAAGGCAUCGACAGAGGAGAUGAGGAAGAGAAGGAGGGCAACGAUGGAGGAGAUGGAGGAGGUGCUCAGCAGAGGAGAGAAACCACUUUCCCGAAGACGAUCUGUUCUGUUUUGAGCCAAUCAGAUGAGGUAGAUGGUGAAGAUUGGCGGAAGAGAAGAAGUGCAGUGACACAGGAGAAGAUCGACGGACGAUCGGUGGAAGAGAAAUCGACGGACGAUCGGCAAAGAGAAGAUCGGCGGAGUGGCGGACGAUCGGCGGAAGACCCUUCUGCAGUUCUGUUGGUACUUGGUUCCUCCUGAAUCUGGGUUUUGCAAUUUGUUUCCAGUUUCCACUGUCUCGGCUGCUGAUGAUUUUAGAUUCUUGGGUUUUUAGUUUUUAGUUUUUAGUUUUUACUUAGUUAAUUAGUUUAAUUGAUUUUUAAUUUAGGUUUUAAACUUUAAUUUAAGUCAAAAGACAAAAACUUACAAUUAAAAAGAUGGUGAAAAA